UAUUGGUUUCCCUCGUGAUAUAAGGAAACAACGAAUCGUCCCUGUCGGUCGACGCCCUUGACUCGACGAAUUGUGGAACGAGUCGAAGAAGGACGGGACGCCGCUGGCUAAAAGAGGACAGACCGGUGAUCGUGCGAGAGAGAAAGAGGGGCUGAGAGAGGGAGAAGAAGCGAGCGGGAAAGGUUGAAGGAGAGAAAGAGACGUGCGACCCAGUCCCUGUGUGUGCAUUCGUGUCCUCUUAUUGGUGUGUCGGUGUGUCGUCGCCGCGGCGGAUGGUGUUAGUAGCCGCUCAUUGGUGUUCGCCGCGGCGGCAAGCGGCGUUCACACGUUUCCCGUCAUCCACUUCGGUACCCGGCUCGCAGUAGAGCGUCGUUCGUUGCACGGUGCGGUUCGUGACGUUUCGCGAUCCGUUCCCCGAAUCGCUUUCGUUUUUACUACCCCUUACUCCGUUACCGUCGUAGCCGUCGUCGUCGUCAGUCGUAUUCGUACGUAUGUGUGUGACCAGCGUGCUGCACGCGUUCAUCCCCUUUGUCGCCACCCCCAACAUCAGGACCUGAGGAUCGCGCACGAGUGUUCCGUCUUUUUUUUCGUUCUCGGUUCCCCCCUCUACCCCCCGUUUCUUUUCUUUCCCGUUUCUGGUGAACAAGUGCGAAACGUUGAAAGAUCGGUUUUGUGUUUCUCGGAGUUUCUGUAUCUCCCGUUGCAAAUUCCGAUCGCCCGUAGCUUGAGCUUCAGUGCCAAACGUGGAUUAAAAAGAAUCUUGGAGGCGACCGCCACCGGACAUCAGCCGGCGAGAGGAUCUCGAUGGUGAACGGUGAGGGAGGACCACUGGCGUUUCUCCAGGAUCCCGAGGAUGUCCGCGGAAAGAUCAGGCCAGGGAAUGGAUCAUGAAGUGACCGCGCGCAAGGGACACAGUGGACACGUGUGAUUCCUCGACAAGUAUUUAGCCACAAUUAAGAUGUACCCCGCGCCGGCGAGACAUCCAGCCGCUGCCGGUGGCGGAGGAAGCGGCGGGGCUGCGGGAGGGCUGAAAUUCACGGUGGCUGACACUUGCGAGAGGAUCAAAGAGGAAUUCAAUUUCAUCCAGCAACAGAACCACUCACUGAAGAUCGAAUGCGAGAAGCUGGCCAGCGAGAAGACCGAGAUACAGAGGCAUUACUUCAUGUACUACGAAAUGUCUUAUGGUAUCACCGUGGAGAUGCACAAGCAGACGGAGAUCGCCAAGAGGCUGAACGCGAUAAUCGUCCAGCUACUCCCGUUCCUGGCACAAGAGCAUGGCUUGCAGCAUCAGCAGCAGGUGGCCAAUGCCGUAGAGAGGGCGAAGCAAGUCACGACGACCGAGCUAAACGCUAUUAUUGGGCAACAACAGGGUCUUCAGCAGCUAUUGCAACAGAUUCACGCGCAGCAGCUGCCACACGGCGCAGUGGUCGGCGGUCUUCCGCCGGCCGGGCUGUUGGGGUUCGCAGGUGCGGCCGCGGCGGCCGCAGCCGCGGUGGUGCCGCCUCAUCUCGCGCCGCCGCCGCAUCCGGCGGCCGCGGCCGCGGUCCAAGCACAGGCGCAGGCGCUCUUGAAGCCGUCGGACCUGCAGCAGCAUCGGGCGGCCGCGGAGACGCCCGAGGACCGUAAGCCGAUCGCCCUCACCGACGACAGGCUCAGGCGAUCCGUGUCGCCGCCGGAGAAAUUCCGCAGCCGCACCCCCGACCUCGUGAGCGAUCCCAAGAGGCGGAAGGAGGAGAAGCUCGGAAACGAGAGCGACGGGGAAAAGAGCGAUCAGGACUUGGUGGUGGAUGUUGCGAACGAGGAGGCGUCAUCACCGCACGCGAACGGCGAACACUCAGAUCCACGUGAGAACGGCACCUUGGAGAAGCUGAGUGCUCCAGGACACGCGGGACCGACUUCCGGCGCUGGCUCGGCAUCCGUAAAAGACAGGCCGCCCUCGCGGAGCGGAAGCUCCUCCGCUCGUAGCACACCGUCUCUGAAAAGUAAAGAUAUCGACAAGCCGGGUACACCUGUGGCGGCGGCGAGGGGGUCGCGCAGCUGUACGCCAACUAUGGGCGGAAUCCCUGGGCCCUUGGCAUCGCGAGUCUAUCAUCCGCCAUCGUCGCAGCAAACGCCACCGCAGGGCUAUCAGGGUUUGCCGUCCCGCGGCAAUGAGCCGCCGCAAUCGUCUUCGCCGUACAGCAACUUACCGUACGCCAGGACUUCCAUGCUCGGUUUCGAUGGUCACGUAAGGAUACCACCGAGUAACGGGAUGAGCAACGUCCCAGGCGGUAAAACAGCAAUCUCGUUCCAUGCGAACGGCGAGGGUGAGAUGCAGCCUGUGGCAUUCCCCACGGACGCUCUGAUAGGACCGGGAAUUCCACGUCACGCGCGUCAGAUUAAUACCUUGACUCACGGCGAAGUUGUGUGCGCGGUUACCAUCUCGAAUCCGACCAAGUACGUCUACACUGGCGGCAAAGGGUGCGUGAAAGUCUGGGACAUCGGACAUGAAGGCGGCGGCAGUACCAAGCCUGUGUCGCAGCUGGACUGCCUGCAACGGAACAAUUAUAUUAGGUCAGUGAAGCUACUGCCGGACUGUAGGACGCUGAUAGUCGGCGGCGAGGCGAGGCAGCUGAUCAUCUGGGACCUGGCCAGCCCGACGCCGAGGAUCAAGGCGGAGCUGACCUCCUCAGCGCCAGCCUGUUACGCGCUGGCCAUCUCGCCGGAUUCGAAAGUCUGCUUUAGUUGUUGCAGCGAUGGCAACAUCGCCGUCUGGGAUCUCCACAACGAGAUUUUGAUCCGGCAAUUCCAAGGACACACAGACGGCGCAUCCUGUAUCGACAUCUCGGCCGACGGAUCGAAGCUCUGGACAGGAGGCCUGGACAACACUGUACGUUCCUGGGACCUGAGGGAAGGCAGACAGCUACAACAGCACGACCUGAACUCGCAAAUAUUCUCCCUGGGCUAUUGCCCGACUGGGGAAUGGCUCGCGGUCGGUAUGGAGAACUCGAAGGUCGAGGUACUCCACGCGUCCAAGUCUGACAAGUACUGUCUGCUCGUGCACGAAUCCUGCGUCCUAUCGUUGCGUUUCGCGUCCUGCGGCAAAUGGUUCGUCUCUACCGGCAAGGACAAUCUGUUGAAUGCCUGGCGCACACCGUACGGAGCUUCAAUAUUCCAGUCGAAGGAGUCAUCGUCGGUGCUGAGCUGCGACAUCUCCGCCGACGACAAGUACAUCGUAACCGGAUCCGGCGACAAAAAGGCCACUGUAUACGAAGUGAUUUACUAGACGCACGGUAUAAAGGACGUUCACGUUUCCAACCCUUUGUCGAUACCCGAACUCUGAAAAGGAGCCGCGACUCUCCCCGCGCCCCUCGCAACCCCAACCUUUUUUUCUCGCGGGAGAUCCGACAAGUGAGACUUUUAGCAGCCUUAGAAACCUAGACUGUUACUAUUGUGUAUAUAUUCGUACGAGUCUAUACUACGGUAGAAUUCACGAGCAGAGGCGGACGAAGCCGAAGAGGAAAUGAAGACGGAAAUAGACGAUCGGGAGAGCACGACGAAUCCAGAACACGGAGAAAAUAUGACGAGAAAAAAGAAAGGAAAAAAGAACAAGGAAGAAAUGAAAUAAUAAACUAAAAAACCUAAAAUUGUGUGUGCCAGAGAAGCUGUAUAUGUAUAUUAGAGUUGCGUGUGCGUGGCCCAACUGUACCUACGAUGAUGGUGUGAUUCCCGCGGAGGGACGAACUCUUCCUUUGCUUCGCGUGUAAUACAACGAGAACACGUUCAACGGGACGUUUUACCGAGCGAUCUUUGCAUGCGCGUUGAGUGACCGAGAAAGCCUUGCAACUGGUGAUGCUAGAUAUGAUUUCGUAUAAGUACCUAAUUAUAAAAUCAACACAUGGCCGAAGAUGAAUGGUCAGACGGCGGACGGUGUGAGAACCAUGGAACGAUGACUCGGUGUCUCGCGGCUAAAAUUUCGACGGUAUCGCCAACCGAAGAUUUUCUUCGAAACUUUUACAACAGAUGUUUUUUGCAAUCACUGUCCUUCCCCUUUUCGCCCCCUCGAUUUUAGCGCGUUGCCACUAGAUAGCGACUUGUCGCAGCGUACCCUUGAACCCUUUCGGGACAGCGAGCGACCGACCCCUCGCUACAAGUUCACAGUUCCAUGGACGAUUAUAGCCUUCGACAAGUCGCAAUAUAAUAAAGGUAUGUCUACAUCGCGGAAGACGGAAUCACGAUGAUCAAGUCUGAAUCGGGCCUACCCCCUCCCCCCUUCCAACUUCCGUUCGACCGUCGCGAAAGGGUUCAAAAAUUCGUUCUUAAAUGUUCGUGCACUUGAUUGUGAAUCGGUUACAGCGAUCGGGGAAAAACUAUUCCGGAGGAAUGUCGUUACGCCACGUCGAACAACGAUGAAAAUCUGCUGUUUCUACCUGAGAGGAAAGUAAAACGCGAGAUAUACAUAGGUACACCGCUAGUGGAGCGGUGUUCUGUAUUGUUUAAACGUAAACUGGCCAUGACCAUUAAUUUUAAAUAUAUCGAUUAAAAGUAAUUGUCUUUUCUAUUGGACGACGCGCACACGCGGGUAACCGUCUGAAUUUUUUACAGCGAACGAACGCGAUGUUGGGGUAAGUAGAUAUUUACCUGUAUAUUUAACGAAUUUUAUGGAUUAUCGGGGUGGAUAUUAUUUCAAUGAUACUUCCCACUUGGCUCGUGCAUUAUUCUAUUGUAGGUGGCAAGUAUCAUUGGAGCAAUAAUGAAUUCAAUUUCACGUGAGAUGAACAUUUCCAGUGUCAUUUUUUUGUCUGAUAAGAAAUUCGUUUUCUAUAACAAUUCCAUGUGCUGUUUUUUGUUUUUUGCAGCUCUUUUUACUUCAAUGAUCAACUGAUUUAUAUAAUUUCCUGUUUAAACAAUAAUUUCUUAUUGGCGAAAUCUUGUUUCUGAAAAUAAUAUCCGAAAUUACUGAACUAAUUCACUCAGUUUUUUAUAUCAAGAAAAACGCAUCGCGGAGAUAAUAAAAUGAAAUAAAUUUUUAAACCUUUGUUAAUCCUGAAUGUACUAUGCGUGAUAAAAAAAUCAGUUUUAAAAUUCUGCAUUCUCUUCCGUUCACUUAACUUUAUAUCAAUUCUUAUAUUAACUAUUAAACAAUUUCUCAAUUGUUAUCUUUAUUGUUGUUUCUGUUUCCAUCCGAAAAUAUUUAUUGCCUGGUUUGAUUAUCUUAAAAUAACAGUAGGAAAAGGUGUAUAAAAAGUGCCGGUACGUUUAACGUUAAAGUAUAUCCAAAAGUAUCAAAAGCAUUUGAAAAAAGUUACAGUCUUCAAACGAGAAAAAAUAAAUCUGAUUCUAUAGGUUGGAAAGUACAAAAUCUCCUCAGUGAAAUCCAUCGGGUAAAAAUGAAUAUUUCAAGAAAAAAAUAAUUCUCACUUCUUACAGUUGAGUAGAAUGUAGGUCGGGCACUAAGAAUUAUUGGAGCAGUUAAUGCAUUAAACUGAAAUGAUUCAUAAAUACAAGAAACGUGACGAUGUUCCCUCCGUUUCCGUCUAGUUAAGUUACGUAUUGCUGCAGUCAGACAUGCGCAUACAUCGAAACGUUGUCCACGCUGAACGCAAUCAAUCUUAAUCCCACUAAUGCGCACAUCUUAUCGAAUUCGAUUGACCCUAUAAUGUUUUAAAACGGUGCAUCGAAAUCCGCAAAAUAACUUUGAAAUUCAAAUGAGGAUAAUUGCUCACGCUCGCUUUUAACGUGGAACACGUGACCGAGUUCGUUAACUAGUAGUGUUGAAAUACAAUCUCCUUGUCACGCUCGUUGUGCUUACGAAUCACUUUAACGCGAGGCAACGCGGGUUGUCAGAGUGCUUGUUUUUUUAUCUAAAAAUAUUCAGUCGAGAUUGAAUAAAAUUAACACUUUCCCUGAUGUCGGUUAUCGCAAUGUUACGAAUUAACAGACAACCCAUCAUGCACAAUACUGCUUGAAAAUGUUGGAGUAACGUUGGAUAGCACGUUCUACAGUUUCAUUUUCCCGAUGUUUCGUUUGAUAGUUUGUACUAGCAUUUUACAGACAGUCUUCUAGAAUUUUAAUGACGAAAUCGAAACCGGAAUUUAUAAUCGGUUGCUUCACGGUUACAGUUUUCUGAGAUACGAUGUUGAUAAUAACGAUAACAUCGAGUUUAUUCUACAAAACAAAGCAAGUAAUUAAAAAAUAUAUUGAUAAGAAGGGUGAAGGGGAAAUAGCGAGGCAAGCGAAGUAUGACUAAAGUAAAGGUGUAUUAACGUGAAGUUUGACAGCUAACGAACGUCAUCGUUAAACCUGGUAUUCGAAGAGAAUAUGGUAAGACAAGUUUUUUCUUUUAAAUCAUAAACACGUGUAUGUAAUCACAUCCAUAACUAAUUAUUUCGGUUUCGAUUUCUUUCGGCUAGUUACAUUUUGUAUAACUAGCUGCGACUUAAAAAGUUAAAUUAAAAUCCUGUUACAAACAUAGUUACAACUAUUUUCUUGCGUCAGAUUUUACUAUAAAAAAAGAAACGUAUUAAGUAGUAUCGUGUGCGAAUGAGUGUAAGUAUUGAACAAACUCCUUGUACAGAAUUCUUAGGUACAGACUUGGAUAAAUGUUAUUUCGAAUAAUGAAUAAAAAGUCCACGAUUUAUUCACAAAUAAACAAUAAACUUUUAAUUGUAACAACGUCUAUUUGUUACCAACAAAGAGAUUCUUAUAUUUAUUCGUAUUAGUAAUCCCCUUAAAUGAAAUUUUAUUCUUUAAUUAAUUGUUAGUUUAGAAGAAAUCGCGAAUAUGUUAACGAUAAUAACUAAACUGCAGACUCCAUGCAUUUAUGGCUAAUGCAAAUGUGUAAGACACAAUA
Nomia melanderi (Alkali bee) is the source of this 6832-nucleotide messenger RNA. It is a transcript of the gene gro, whose product is annotated as TLE family member transcriptional corepressor groucho. Lineage: Eukaryota; Metazoa; Arthropoda; Insecta; Hymenoptera; Halictidae. Gene Ontology annotation, cellular component: transcription regulator complex; nucleus. Gene Ontology annotation, molecular function: protein binding; transcription corepressor activity. The record is from RefSeq and is a predicted model, not a curated record. Gene Ontology annotation, biological process: negative regulation of canonical Wnt signaling pathway; regulation of DNA-templated transcription.